Molecule: messenger RNA, 1235 nt
Organism: Polyodon spathula (Mississippi paddlefish)
Lineage: Eukaryota; Metazoa; Chordata; Actinopteri; Acipenseriformes; Polyodontidae
Product: ubiquitin-60S ribosomal protein L40
Exons: 5
Coding region: 118-504 (128 amino acids)
Biological process (GO): translation; modification-dependent protein catabolic process; protein ubiquitination
Cellular component (GO): nucleus; cytoplasm; ribosome
Molecular function (GO): protein tag activity; ubiquitin protein ligase binding; structural constituent of ribosome
Source: RefSeq, a predicted model, not a curated record
ACUAGCCAAUGAGAGGCGCUAGCAGGCGGAACUGAAAUAAAUGUACUGUUUCCGUUUCCGUCAUUCCACCCUUUAUCUUCUGGCUUGGCAGUCGACUGGCAGCCCGCUGUUGCCAAGAUGCAGAUCUUUGUGAAAACCCUGACGGGUAAAACUAUCACCCUCGAGGUUGAGCCCAGUGAUACUAUUGAGAAUGUGAAGGCCAAGAUCCAAGACAAGGAAGGUAUUCCCCCUGACCAGCAGCGUCUGAUCUUUGCUGGCAAGCAGCUGGAAGAUGGACGCACGCUGUCAGACUACAACAUCCAGAAAGAAUCCACCUUGCAUCUGGUCCUGCGUCUGCGGGGAGGCAUCAUUGAGCCAUCCCUUCGUAUGCUGGCUCAGAAGUACAACUGCGACAAAAUGAUCUGCCGCAAAUGCUACGCCCGUCUUCACCCUCGCGCAGUGAACUGCCGCAAGAAGAAGUGCGGACACACCAACAACCUGCGCCCCAAGAAGAAGCUGAAGUAAACUGGAGACCCCGGGACUACCGGCUCUCACUGUCCACAAAGCUGUUUCAAAUAAAAGGAUUUCAAAAAAGGGUGCCUUGUGAACUUUUUUUAUUUUGAAUUUACAUAAUUUCUUAAAAUCUUUGCCAAUGCAGGUUAUAGCAAAUCAAGCCAUACGCAUGUCAAACCAGAGGUUUAAGGAAACCGUUUAUCCAAUUGAUGAAACUUCAUUGGACAGUCUUUAGUAAGAUAUCAGACUCUUAAUUUAAAUACCCCAUUUCUAAUCAAUACAAAGUUCUUUCUAGUUCUUUUUAAUACUGUUGUACAUCUGUUUUAUAGUUAACCAUCUAAAACAAUACUUUUGCAGAUUCAACUAUCAAAAUUGAGAAUAUUUUAAACCCCUACUUUAAUCUGUAGACCAUAGAUAUCAAAUGGGAAGUAUCAGUCUGUUGUGUUGUGUUCCACAAUACAGUGAAUUGUUAAAUGUGUUCCUCUUUGUAGGCAACUGUAUUUGAGUGCAUCCCUAGGUGGGAUUUAAAAAUUGAAGAUCUUUUUGAAAUAAUUUGGAGUGUUGUAUAGCUAGUAAUUGUCAUUUCCCUUAGGGGGCAGCAUAUAUAUAUAUAGUUGAUGCUAUAAUUACACAGCAGAAAGCUUUGUUAUAACAGGCACGCAUAUUACUUUUAUUUACAAGGGUAGCUCAUGAGCUACAGGUACUAUACAAUUGUAACUAAAUAAAUGAAAUUUUUUACCUGA